AUGUCUUCUACGCAGAGUCUCCAAGACAUCAACAACCAGACCAUGGGGACGUUAGCCAAGUCAUUCCCCAUUGUCACGCUCCCCAACGGCGACAAGCUGCCCACCGGCACAGUCGGGGCCUUGAUAGUCAACAUCAAGGCGUACGACGCCGGCGACGAGCACCAAAGAACGGCCCUUGAACCAGCCAUCAAGGCUGCAAUUCCAGUGCUGCGCAAGGUCGGCAUGUUCGACAUCUUUCCCGAAGACGAUUGGAUCAAAGGAGAAAGUGCAGGCAGGGCAUUGGUGGGAAGGCUGGCCAAGGAGGAAUGA
This is a messenger RNA of Metarhizium brunneum ARSEF 3297, 309 nucleotides long. RefSeq lists its product as uncharacterized. Lineage: Eukaryota; Fungi; Ascomycota; Sordariomycetes; Hypocreales; Clavicipitaceae. The record is from RefSeq and is a predicted model, not a curated record.